ACAGUUUAGCUAUUCACAAACAAACAAGAUGAAGAUAUAGUGAGAAAUUCGUUAUGUAAAGGGGUGCAUCAUGAAUCCAAUAACUACUAAGGUUGCCGUCAUCGGUGCCGGAAGUGAGCAAAUAUCUUUCAUUUCCCAUCAUUCUUUCAUACUACUACUUUCAGGAGCUGUCUGCGCUUUCAAUUUGGCCAAAAGUGGCAUUUCGGUCACCAUCUUCGAUUCCGCUAGGGGACCUGGCGGUCGAAUGUCUCGAAGAAGAGAAAUUGCUGAAGAUGGGAGGGAACUAUAUUUUGACCAUGGGGCACCUUGUUUUACCACAACUAACACCGACGUGGAGGAGAUGAUUAGGGUUUGGGAAGCAAGAGGUCUUGUUGCUGAGUGGAAACAGAAUUAUGGGUCAUUUGAUUUCAUUACUAAAAAAUUUGUCAACUUCGAAAAGGAAGGAUUAAGCAAGAAAUAUGUGGGCAUCCCAGGAAUGAAUUCUAUAUGCAGAGCUUUAUGCCAAGAACCUGGCAUUGAAAGUAAAUUCGGGGUCAUGGUUGGGAGAUUGGAGUGGUUGGAAAAUAAGGAUUCAUGGUCCUUAAUAGGUUUGGAUGGACAAGAUCUUGGUCAGUUCAAUGGGGUGAUAGCAGCAGACAAGAGCACAUUUUCUCACAGGUCGACACAAGUCACUAUGAAGCCACCUCCACUUGACGUGGAUGCUAUACCGGGGAUAGCUAACAUGGUUAAAGAAGUUCCUGUUAGACCAUGUUUCGCCCUCAUGUUGGCAUUUGAAACUCCUUUGUCUUCGAUACCAAUUAAAGGCUUCUCAUUUGAGAAUUCUGAAGUACUUAAAUGGGCAAUAUGUGACAGCAGUAAGCCAGGACGUCCUACCUCCAGUGAACGAUGGGUAUUGCAUUCAACAGAGAAGUAUGCAGAAGGUAUUAUUGCUCGGGAUGGACUUCAGAAGCCUUCAAAUGCAGCAUUGGCGGAAAUUGCUGAAGAACUAUUUGGAGAAUUUCAGAGGACUGGACUCGAUGUCUCUGUGCCAUUUUUCAAGAAAGCUCACAGAUGGGGCAGUGCUUUUCCAGCAACAAGUAUAGCAAGAGAUGAAAAAUGCAUAUGGGAUAGAACAAAGAAACUUGCAAUCUGUGGGGACUUUUGUGUGAGCCCAAAUGUCGAAGGUGCAAUCUUAAGUGGAUUGGCUGCGGCCUCAAAGUUUUCUGAAUCAUUCAGUUGUUUAUAAUGAUAGUCAGUUGGUCGAACUUAAGCAUUUCUAUGAUACGAGCUUAUCAUUUACGGUCUACACGAUUGGUACCUGGCAUCACCUAUUUUUGUUGAGUUGAAACCAUACAACUUUGUAGCGUUACGAAAAGAAUAAAGACGGAGUGAAAAGCAUGUGAAGGGUGGUAAAUAAUUCACAUUAUGCUUUGCCGAAAAAGGAAAUGAUCUACCCCAACUAUGUAAUAAAAUGUGUUGCUUUUUUUUUACACUCUAUACAUCCAAAAAGUUUGUUCAUCAACUCUUAUGUAUAUUUUCAUGUCAAAUUAUAUAUUAA
Molecule: messenger RNA, 1537 nt
Organism: Cynara cardunculus var. scolymus (artichoke)
Lineage: Eukaryota; Viridiplantae; Streptophyta; Magnoliopsida; Asterales; Asteraceae
Product: renalase
Exons: 9
Coding region: 71-1225 (384 amino acids)
Source: RefSeq, a predicted model, not a curated record